AUGAGCAAACCUACAAAGUUUAUAAGUAAACUUUAUGAGAUACUUGAAGUGAGUUAUUGAUUAUAAUAUGAAGUCAAAUGAAUAUAGAAAAUAUAUCCGUUGGUAAACAUCUGGAAAUAGUUUUGUAAUUCCUAAGAUUGAAGAAUUUUCUUAAAAAGUGAUGGUUGAGAACUUUACAACAAAAUGCUUUUAAUCAUUUUUGAGAUAGUUGAGUAUGUAUGGAUUCAGUAUGAAAAAAAAUGAACGAAAUCAGAAAUAGUAUUAGCACCAGUAUUUUGUGAAAGGCAAGUUCAAGGUUGAAAAUAAGAAGUAUUUAGGAUUUGUAUAAGAUAGUACGUAAUUAAAGAGUAUCCACAGUAUUAGUAGAUGAGAACGAUUUAAAUUAGAUAAGGUAAUCGAAUAUUGAAUUGAAAAUGCAAUUAGAUAGAUUGAAAGAACAAUAAGGACUUUUAUCUUAUCAUUUAAGAAUAUAAUCUAAAAAAUAGGAAUUAAUAUUAUUGAAAUUAGAUGAUUUAUUAAAGGUAAUAUAUUGAUAAUAUAUGAAAUUAGAAAUGUCAGAAAAAAAAGAAUCCUGAAAUUUAUAAACCAUAUAAGCAAACAUGGGAUUUGAUGAUGAAUUUGUUAAAAGGAUAUUAACCAUAAUAUGGUUCUAUCUUAAUAGAGCCUUUAUAUGAAAUUUGUGAACCAAUGACUCCAUUUUCUGAAAUUUAGAAUACUCCUCUUUAGUUUCCCUUUAUAUGA
Paramecium primaurelia is the source of this 741-nucleotide messenger RNA. NCBI's taxonomy places the organism in Eukaryota, Ciliophora, Oligohymenophorea, Peniculida, Parameciidae. The record is from the annotation of a GenBank genome assembly.